AUGCACCAGAAUUUGGCGGUACAUUUUCUCCUUGAAGGCCGGGACCUAUCUGUUUUAUGGCUGCGUGUAGAUAGCGAUGACCAUCCGCGAGUCUACGCGUGCCUCUAUAGGUCCCAUGGCGGAAAUACCGAUACAGACCAACUCAUGGAGCUAGUCCAAAUGGGCACAGAUUCCGUGUUAGAGCAGAUCCCUUCUGCUGAAGUCGUGGUUCUUGGCGAUUUUAAUGCCCAUCAUGCCGAAUGGCUCGGCUCACGUACCACGGAUUACGCGGGGAGAUCUGUUCAUGACUUUGCCUUAGCAUAUGAUAUGACACAACUGGUUACCUCGCCUACGCGAAUCCCAGAUGUUGUCGAUCAUUUAUCUUCCCUGUUGGACCUUCUGCUGACCACUCAUCCGGACAGCUAUCUGGUUUCCGUCGACGCCCCUUUAGGGUCGUCAGAUCACUGUCUGAUCCGGACAACAGUGCCAGUCGCAAGACGCUUACGGUCACAACCAUACAGGUCAGCGGAUUGGGAUGGGAUGCGGACCUUCUUUGCAUCCUACCCAUGGGGGCAGGUUUGCUUCAAGCUGGACGAUCCCGACACCGUUGCUGACUCUGUUGCAGACGUGGUGCUUCAGGGGAUGGAACUCUUUGUCCCAUCAACUGUAGUGCCCAUCGGUGGUAGAUCUCGGCCCUGGUUCGGACGUUCUUGCAAGUUAGCUUUACGCCACAAGCGGGAAUGUUACCGUGCCUGGGCCAAAGCGUCGGCAACGGGGGACCAUAGAUCCAGCGGGCUUAGAAUGAAGUACAACUCUGCCUCCAGGUCCUACAAAAGUGUAAUUGCAAAGGCAAAGUCUGAACAUGUGGCCAGCAUUGGUGAGAAGCUAGUGCGCCUUCCAUCCGGAACUCGCGCAUUUUGGUCUCUCGCCAAGGCUGUCCAAGGAAAUUUCUGUCGCCCAUCACUACCAUCUUUGCGCAGGGAGGACGACUCAUUGGCCCAUAUUGCAAAGGAGAAAGACGAUCUUCUGGUAUCCCUCUUUGCAUCAAACUCGACACUGGAUGAUAAAGGUAACUAG
Messenger RNA from Papilio machaon (common yellow swallowtail), 1056 nucleotides. RefSeq lists its product as uncharacterized. Bases 1 to 1056 code for a protein of 351 amino acids. Lineage: Eukaryota; Metazoa; Arthropoda; Insecta; Lepidoptera; Papilionidae. The record is from RefSeq and is a predicted model, not a curated record. The transcript has a single exon. Gene Ontology annotation, molecular function: catalytic activity.